UGACUCUGGAGCCGCUCUGAAUCUCACUGAUAGCAUCAUUGUGUCCAAAUUCAAUAUUCCCUGAAGCCCUGAAACCAAACAACUGCUAUCAAGAUCUCUCAGAUGUAUUUGGUAAGACCAAAGCCACACAACUACCACUCAAUAGACCCUGUGACUGCGCCAUCGAUUUACUUCCCAAAGCCAUGACUCCUAAAAGUAAAGUUUACCCACUAUCCCGAACUGAAAGCCAAUGGGUGGUGAGGAUGGUGGGCUAAGGCCCUGCAUUGAUUACCGAGGGCUCAACAAUGUAACAGUGAAAUUUCGACACCCUCUGCCACUAGUGCCUUCAGCAUUGGAGCAACCAUGAGAAGCUACCAUUUUUGACUAAACUUUACCUAAGAAGUGCCUAUAACCUGAUCAGGAAGGGAGGGUGAUGAAUGGAAAACGGACUUUCUAUGAAUGCUAUGAAUGUCUUGUCAUGCCGUAUGGGCUCACCAACUCACCUGUCGUUUUUCAGUCCAAUUUUUUUCCAAUUUUUUUCAGUUCAUCAAUGAAUGUCAUAAAUCGAACUAAUCAGGCAAAUGGUAUCCUUGUGCAUUUUUAUCACUGAAGCUCACACCUGCUGAACGGAACUAUGAUGUAGGUAACAAGGAACUUUUGUCAAUGAAGGCAGCCAUUGAGGAAUGGAGACAUUGGUUAGAGGGGGCCCUCCAUCCAUUUGAAAUUAGCACAGAUCAUAAGAACCUCAAAUACAUCAAGAGUGCAAAGUGCCUUAACCCAUGACAAGCCCGUUGGGUGUUAUUCUUCAUCCGGUUUCAAUUCACUGUCAAUUUAUUGACCUGGGAGUAAGAAUGGUAAAGCCGAUGCUCUAUCCAAACAAUAUGACCACCACUCUUAUACAAGUAACCAUGAACCCAUACUUCCAUCAUCUGUCAUUCUAACCCCUAUCUCCUGAAUGAAAUGAAAUGAAAAGACAUAACAGCAUACGUGAAAUCAUGCCCAGUCUGUGCACAAUCCAAGACACCAAAAGAAUUACCCUUAGGUCUCCUAAAGCCUCACCCAUCACAGAAUGGCCAUGGUCUCACUUCUCCAUAGACUUUAUCACUGACUUUCCACCCUCCAAUCAAUUCACCAUGGAAACAGCCCUAGCCCUGUUCCACAAUCCUCUAUGGUCUCCCAGAGGAUAUAGUCAGUGAUCGAGGUACCCAAUUUACUUCUCAAGUCUGGAGAGCACUCUGCAAGCAACUAGACAUCAAUGCCAGUCUUACCUCAGGUUACCACCUUCAAUCAAACAGUCAAGUUGAAUGCCUUAAUCAAGAAAUCGACCGAUACCUAAGAACUUACUGCAGUCAUUUCUGCCCUGGGCGGAGUAUGCCCAGAACUCCUUUACCCACUCAUCUACAGGUCUCACCACCUUUCAAUGCCUUCUGGGGUUCCAACCCCCAAUGUUCCCAUGGUCUGGCGAACCCUCCUCAGUCAAUGCGGUGGACGACUGAAUUUGCUGGCAUUAGAGGGUGUGGGACAGCGCACAUGUCCAUCGCCAGUGGGCCAUAAGAACUCAGAAAAUCCAGGCCAACAGACGACAUUGCCCACACCCUCCUUAUUAACCGGGUCAAUGGGUCUGGCUCUCCACAAGGGACAUAAAGUUGCGACUACCAAGCAGAAAGCUUAGCCCAAGUCUACCCAGACGCUGACCCCGGUCAUGAGCCCCCAGAACAACCACCACCUCUCGAUAUUGACGGUGCUCCCGCUUAUCAGGUGAAAGAGUUGCUGGAAUCUUGAUAAAGAGGGGGUCGGCUCCAAUAUCUGGUGGACUGGGAGGGACCUGAGGAGAGAUCAUGUGUAGCCGCCUGAGACAUUCUGGAUCCAAGCCUGAUCGAGGAGUUCCACAGAGCCAGACCCAACCAACCUUCACCACAAUCAUGGGGACGUCGAGCUCCAGGGGUCACUCCUUGCAGAGGGAGCCCUCACCUGAGAACUAGCUGUGCUCCCUCUGCUUCUAUGCUCAUUUCCUUUUAUUGUUAAUAAAACAUCAUUUAUUUAUUUCAUUUAUUUAGGUCGCCAUGAGGACCUAUGCAUAGUCUAUGUCAUAGGUCUUUGUAUAAAUGACAAUUUCGUUUAUGAGAUUCCACCAUUCUGUCCAUCGUGUUCCCCACGGAAACCAUAAAUAGAUAAUAUUGAAGUGUUUUGCAGCGUCAGUGUAGAGGAUUAUGAUUUAUUGCAACUUAAGCAACGUUUGCUGCUGCAUUUGAGAGAUCAUCACUGAAACAGCUCCAAUUAGAAAGUACUUUCUGAGUGAGAGUGCCUUCCGCCUUGGUGUUGACUCGUGACUUCUAACAAAUCAGAUGUGUGGUGGGUGGAAAUUGCUUUAGAGUGGUGAUCCGACAGGCUGCAUCAGAGCCAAAUAGUGCAUUUGCCGAUAAUCAUAAAAAUGCUUAAUAUCCGCUCCGACAAUAGUCCGACUCCUAGUAUGUGGAAAACAAUAUGUUUUUUUAACCUUAAUUUGCAUAACCACAUUGCAUUAUACCAAAUACACAAAAACUUUCAGAAAUAAUAUAUUUUAAGCUAUUUUUACAUCUUGAAUACAGCAAUGUAGAAUCAAUGAUGGAGCUAAACAUCAAUGAUGCAGAAUAGGUGGGUGGGGCUAAACAGGCAGAACUGUAGAGUUAGUGGGAAGCCUUAAACACAUGGAGCUUAUCUACUUUAUGAUAGAGUAGAAUUUAUUUUGGCAAACUGCCAUCAAUAUACAUUUUUAGACCAAUGAGAAAGUUUUGAGUACUUCAACUGCUUUUUUUUAAUUUACAAUGAACUCAUAUAUGAAAAAAAAUCAAGGAAAUUUUGGUUUCUCAGUUCAUAAACCCUUUACCGUUAGUCUAACAUGAAGCUUCUGUGUCUCUGUAGAGUCGUAUCAGUACUCAGUGCUGGAGUCGGUGCCUGUGCCAUCAGUGGUGGCCAAACUGAAAGCUGCAGAUGCUGAUAUCGAUUCCAAUGCAGAAAUGGACUACUAUAUAAUAGAUGGAGAUGCACCAGGUGUGUUCAAUGUCACCACAGACGAGGAGACACAGGAGGGAGUCAUCUUUCUACAGAGGCCUUUGGACUAUGAAACUAAAAGCAGUUUUUCUCUGAAGAUUGAAGCCACUAAUCGGAAUAUUGACCCUCAGUUUCUGACCUUUGGCCCCUUCAGUGAUACAGUGGCUGUAAAGGUAAUUAUCGAGGAUGUGAAUGAGCCGCCGGUCUUCUCUCCUCUGAUCAGCAAAAUGGUGGUUUCUGAGGCAGCGAAGGUUGGCACAGUUAUUGGGACAGUUUCUGCCCGUGAUCCAGACUCUUCCAACAAUGCCAUCAGGUAUUCCAUCGACCGGAACACAGACCUGGAACGCUUCUUCAAUGUGGAUGCUCUGACCGGUAUCAUCAGCACAGCCAAAGCCCUCGACAGAGAACUUAAUUCAGUCCACAACAUCACUAUAUUUGCCACUGAGAACCAGGACCCGUCUCAGGUUGGCAGAGGAAUUGCUCUAAUCACAGUCAUGGACAUUAACGACAACGCUCCAGUGUUUGCUAUUGAGUACGAGACACUCUUGUGUGAAAACGCAGCACCUGGACAGGUCAUUCAGACGGUCAGUGCUGUGGAUAAAGACGAGCCUCUCAGCGGCCAUCGUUUUUAUUUCUCCCUCGCUUUCUCUGCUGCCAAUAACAACAACUUCACCCUACGAGAUAAUAAAGAUAACACGGCAUCAGUGCUGACGAAGCGUGCUGGUUUCCGGCGGCAGGAGCAGUCGCUGUACUUGUUACCGGUGUUGAUUGUGGACAGUGGCAGUCCAGCCUUGAGCAGCACCAAUACUCUUUCCGUACGAGUCUGUGACUGCGGUUCGAACGGUGUUCCUCCGGCAUGUGGUGCCCUGGCUUUCUCUCUUCCCGUGGGUCUUAGCACUGGAGCUCUGCUCGCUAUACUGGGCUGCAUCAUCACUCUUCUGGUUCUGAUACUGUUGAUCGUGGCAAUGCGACGCAGACGGAAAACACCUCUUUUCAUCGAGGACGAGCGUGAUGUGAGAGAAAAUAUUGUUCGGUAUGAUGAUGAAGGAGGAGGUGAAGAAGAUACGGAAGCUUUCGAUAUGGUCACCCUGCGUAAUCUCAAUAUCAUUCACGAAUCAAAGGUUCAGGAUUUCAGUCCACAAACAACCUCUGUCUACCCAUACUCAGCUUCUGCUACUUCCAGGACAUCUUAUAAAACACUUCCUGACAACAUUGUCUUUCAAGAGUUUAUCUGGGACAGGCUGAAAGUGAGUAAUGUGGAUCCCUCGGCACCACCAUAUGAUUCAUUGCAGACAUAUGCAUUUGAGGGUAAUGGCUCCAUAGCAGAGUCUCUAAGCACACUGGACUCACCCAGUUCAGAUUCAGAGCAAAGUUAUGACUACCUCAGCAACUGGGGGCCGCGCUUCAAAAAACUAGCAGACUUGUAUGGGAAUCUUGAAGGAAGCAGUAUUUUCUCCUAGCCUUUUUCCAUCUAGGAGAACUUUGGCCUAUAAACAUCUGAGAUUGUAACAACUGUUAUUGCUCCAAAUAUGUAAAGGCAAGGUGUAAGGUCUGCAUUUUGUUUGUUGCCUUCAACGGAUUUGCAGAAACAAAGUCAUGGUAUCAGAGUUUGAUUUGGUAAGGUGUACUGCAGGUUCCUCAGAUCGGGCUACUGUCCUGAAGAGUUCAGUUCCAAUCUUUAUCAAGACACCUGGACAAGCCUGUUAAACUAAAUGCUCUAUCACAUCUCAAACCCCCCAAAAAACAGUGCUAAUAUUGUGCUGCAGUAAUACCAAAAAUCACGACUAAUCCUUACAUGCAUAAAAUCUCAAUUGGACAGACAGUAAUCCAUUGUAUAAUAUUUACAAUAAUACUAAUCCAUAUCUACAUUAAUACAAGAAGUUUAUAAUGCAAGAAAAAUAUUACUUAUUCAGUCAUUAUUUAAUUCAUCAAUUUUAGACUUUGCAUAGUUCUUAUAUCAGAACAGUCAUUCAUAAACCCAUGUCUGCUUGCUGGUUUCAGGAAAGAAUGACAAAGUAACAUUGAGUAUCAUAUACAAGGGGAUUAAAUUGGAUAAGAAAAAUGUACAGUAGAUAUUACCCUUGGGCAUGGCUCUGAUAUGUAAGAGACACACUGAGACAGAAACACAGUUGAUUGAUUUGCAUUAAUUAUUUCAUUAAUUCUCAACUCAUAGUGAACUGAGAGGUUUAUGUAAAUAUUAUGAUUUCUCCUUGGCUUAACUGUUAUUAAGCAAACAAUAGUGUGACUGUAUCUGCUGAAUUUUUAUUUUAUUUUUUUCUCAAUCUGGUUAAAUUAGUUUUUGUUUUGUUUUAAAGCUGUUUUCUCUACAAUGCCAGCAUGGACUUUGUAAAGUACACUGUUAUAAGUUAUUAUAAAUGGCUGUUAUGUUAUUCUUGACUAAAACUAAGUAGAUGCUUGGGCCAGUAAACCUCCAAUUAAUUACAGUUAUAGGCAUAAAGAAAAUUAUGGAUAGGUGAGUUUGAUGAUUUGAAGCUAAACUCUCCAGCGCAUGGCCCUCCAAGAAUGUGAUUGAGGAAACCUGGUGCACUGUACAUGAGCCACUGGAUAAAUGUAAGAUAUAUUCAUAAUGGCAAUCAGAACAUCUAUGACUUGUAAUUCUACCUGAUUAAAGCUUCAGAGAAAAUAUUUGUGGAAGGGUUUUUGUAAACCUCAUAUAGUCAUUGUUUAUAUACUUUAAGACUUUAAGCAUUCACUUUAUUGUUGUGCAGUUUCAGUUUAGGUCAAAAUUGGUUUACAGCAAAGUUCAUAUGUAGCAAUUUAUUUAUUUUUCUUCUUAUUAUUAAUAUAAUUAUUAAUUGUAACAUUUAAAUAUGCUUUAGGAGUGUAUGCUACAGUGUGUAAUAAACUAAGUUUAAUAUCCAUGAUAUUUAAUAAUGUCUAGAAGUCACUGUUUACAAAGCUGUACAUAAUUACAUUAAUGCUACUCUGAAACUCAUUUGUAUAAUAAAGUGAAAGCUUGCACAGCUUUGUGCAAUACUGAUGGUUUUAUCAUUUUAAUGAAAAUCUGCUGAAUCUUAAAUUAAUGCAGUUUUAUGCAGUAUAUAUAUUUUUUUUUCACUGGUAAUAAAUACCACAGUCAAAGCAGACAUGACCCAGAGUCCUUAAGAAUACAAUAUCCCUGUUUAAAUGUCAGUCUUUUUUUAAAGACUAUUUAGUGAACAAUAAAAUGGA
Messenger RNA from Puntigrus tetrazona (Sumatra barb), 6201 nucleotides. Its product is annotated as cadherin-7-like. The record is from RefSeq and is a predicted model, not a curated record. Gene Ontology annotation, molecular function: calcium ion binding; cadherin binding. The transcript is spliced from 8 exons. Lineage: Eukaryota; Metazoa; Chordata; Actinopteri; Cypriniformes; Cyprinidae. The coding region runs from base 2976 to 4469 and encodes 497 amino acids. Gene Ontology annotation, cellular component: plasma membrane; adherens junction; catenin complex. Gene Ontology annotation, biological process: cell morphogenesis; adherens junction organization; multicellular organism development.